UGAACGGAGAAUCGGACCCCACAGCUAAUGCGGGCAUCCUCCCUUUGGUAUCCCGUACUCCCAAAGGAUCUACGGGAUCAACGCCAUGGCGAGUCCAAUGCAAUUCGGGAAACCCAGCGAAAGAUCCGGGACCAUGGAACACUGUCAGACGAUGAUUAUGGACCGCAAUCUCAGUCAGCAUCGGAAUCGCGGUAUCAAUAGUGGCACUGUCACUCCUUCCAUGGGUGGGAUAAGUCGCAACGCAUCCUAUUCAUCAGAUACGGCUCCACUGCUGCAGCGAUCCGGAAGCUCUAUUCCUUCCAUUCUCGAGUACGAAUCCACCAACAAUAGAAGCAGCCAAAAUCCUACGGAAAGACCGACAAUAACCGAAGCCACCAAUACCAUUCGUUUCCAGGUCAUCGUUUGGUACGUCGGAAAAAUUGACAUGGUGGAAGGAAGGGUUCCCAUCACCUUUCGUGUAACAAUAUACUGGAAUGCCUUGGACGAAGUCGACGAAGAGGAACAGGUCCAUGACGACGAAACUUCGGCAUCGACUCUUAGCCGACGCCCAGCCUGGCAAAUGCACGGUAGACAAAAGGCCUUUGUCAAGGAGCUCAAGGAUGUACCGUCCCAGACGGUAGAAGUACCACCCGUUUCCAUUCUCAACGUGGUAACCUUUGAUACCAUCGGUAGUCCCGAAGUAUCCUUACUGCAGGAAGACACACGGUUGAUGCGCUGGACCUGCAUGUACCGGGCCACCCUCAUUCAGGAACACUGGCGUGUGGACGACUUUCCCCACGAUGAGCACGAGAUCUCUUUGCGUAUGGCUGUCCUUGCGCACCGACAACCGGGAUCGCAAUGGGAUCGGCGGAUCUGGAAACUCAGUCUAGCCACGGCUGACGAUAGUCAAGGCUCCGUCCGCGUUCCCUACGGUCUCGUUGUAGACCAGGUGUCUAUUCCCGAGUUUAGCUAUAACAAGAAUGACGGGUUAUCGUUUGCCUUUGAACCACUUGAUCACGGUCCGGGCGGAAAUAUCGACCGCGAUACCUGCUUAGAGGUCAAGCUCAAAGUUUUGCGCGAUUCUAGCUACUACGAUCGCAACAUCAUGCCCUUGCUCGGUCUACUUAAUUUUGUGGCUAUCAGUAUUACCGCGCUGGAGGCGCAAAACUUUUUCGAACGCGCUCUACUCACUCUCAACAUAACCUUUGUCGAAAUUGGUAUGCGUAUGACAGCCGACUCCAAAUUGCCGUCGGCAUCGUACCAGAUCAAGAUGCAACGUAUCCUGAACGAGUACUUUUACGGUUUACUGGUUCUGGUGCUAGAAUCCCUGUUUGUGUACGAGUUGCACAAUUACGGAUUCCGGGGGACGGGCGUGGUAGAUGCCAUCGCGGCGCUUGCGGUCUUCUCUCACAAUGCGUAUACCCUUUUUACAUACUACUCGGACGCCGCCACGGCCCAAAAAAAGUUUUUCCAAAUAAAGCAAGAAAAGGUUUGACCGACAAGACAUGCUUUAAAAUAUUUUGCUUUUUUGCAGUUAGUAAUUUACCAGUACGUAAACGGCAUCCACCUUUC
Molecule: messenger RNA, 1551 nt
Organism: Phaeodactylum tricornutum CCAP 1055/1
Lineage: Eukaryota; Bacillariophyta; Bacillariophyceae; Surirellales; Neidiaceae
Exons: 1
Coding region: 86-1474 (462 amino acids)
Source: RefSeq, a predicted model, not a curated record